AUGCAGCGGAACAACUCGUUCGGGACGUCGUGGGCGGACCAGUGGGACUACGGCGGCGACCCGAGCCCGAGGGCGCGGCGUGACCACGCCCACGGGGGCAAGGCCGGCGGCGGCGGCGGCGUGGGGGAGAAGACCAAGGCGGCCGCGGCCACCGGGAUCAGGAAGGUGAAGGAGGGCACGGCGCAGGGGUUCCAGUGGAUCAAGGACAAGUGCCAGCGGAAGAACGGCGGCGGCGGCGGCAAGAAGCAGCAGGGCUCGGAGCUCCCGGGGUACUAA
Miscanthus lutarioriparius is the source of this 276-nucleotide messenger RNA. The record is from the annotation of a GenBank genome assembly. NCBI's taxonomy places the organism in Eukaryota, Viridiplantae, Streptophyta, Magnoliopsida, Poales, Poaceae.